CAUCCUUCACUUUCUUUCCCUCUCUAAACUUCCAUAAACUCAACUCUCUCUCUCUCUCUCUCUCUCUCUCUCUAUCUCUCUCUCUAUAGAUCCUGGAAACGCCGCCGUCAUGGGCCACUGCUUCUCCGUUCACGUCUCGGUCGCCGCCGACGACGAGCCCUCCUCUCACUCCGCCUCCUCGCCCACCGCCAAAGUCAUCUCCAUCAACGGCGAUCUCCGCGAGUACACCCUCCCGAUCACCGCCGCCCAGGUCCUCGACUCCGAGACGUCCUCAUCGUCGUCUUCCUCCUCCGCCUGCUUCCUCUGCAACUCCGACCGCCUCUGCUACGACGACUACAUCCCGGCCCUGAGCCCCUCUGACGGCCUCCUCCCCAGCCAGAUCUACUUCGUCCUCCCGAGGUCCAAGCUCCAGCACCGCCUCGCUGCCUCCGACAUGGCUGCCCUCGCCGUCAAGGCCAGCCUCGCCCUCCGCGACGGCGCCGAUGGCGGAAGCUCCCGCCGCCGCCGGCGGAGGCGGAGGAGCAGCAAGAAUCAGAUAUCACCUGUGUUGCUGGUCAACAGCAACAACGGCAGCAGUAGUUUUUAUCAGGGGUCCUCGGCCGAGGUUGGUGGUGUUUCCGGAUACGAUACGACAAAGACGGUGAAGACCUUCAAUAGUAAGCCGCCGACCGGAGUUAGUCGAUCGGGAUCGGUGAGGAAGAUGCAGAGACUGUCGUCGAGGAGGAUGAAGCUUGCGGUCCGGUCAUUCCGAAUGAGGCUGAGCACCAUUUACGAAGGAUCCAUUUUGUCGUAGAUAUUGAAAUGAACCAAAAAAGAAAAAAAGACAACUAUUUCAAAUUAGGUUAACGAAAAAACAAGGUUGUCUUUUUUUUUUUUUGGCCAUUUUACAGUUUUGUAAGCGGAAUGGAAAGAUCUCCCGCUGUACAAAGAGAAGAGAAACGGGAUAUUCCCAUUUUGCGUACUACUAGCCUUUGGCAAAGGUCAGAAUCCGCGAAGCUCGUGAUGCUCGAGAAGAAAGUCGCUACGACUUCCAUGCCUCCGAUCAAUUUGGUGCGGUUUUCUUCAAUGGCUUGGCUUGGCCAGAUGAUCAGUUACGAGUCAUACCACAAGCGCAUCCAUGAUGGUGUCAAUGUGAAUAACACAAGAUUUGGUCGAACUUUGUACAUGAACCUUCUGGUGAUUUGUAUGUGUGUUAUAUUUAUACUUAAUACAUGUGUGCGCGCAUUAUAUGUUACGUUACAUGUUAUGUUUUGCUGG
Molecule: messenger RNA, 1257 nt
Organism: Punica granatum (pomegranate)
Lineage: Eukaryota; Viridiplantae; Streptophyta; Magnoliopsida; Myrtales; Lythraceae
Source: RefSeq, a predicted model, not a curated record